UAUCAUGAAGAAGAGCCAAUGCUGGCCACAAUUAAUCAAAUGGAACCGUCCAAAGUCCACAUCAUCUCCACCCUUUAUCUCUCAUAUCUCUUCCAUAUAUAUAAGAAGUUUCUAAAAGCCAAUUUGGCUCCUCCCUUAUCCUGUAUAUAUAUAUAUAUAUAUAUAUAUUACCCCAUCUCCAACUCUUUUUAUUCUUUAAUUUCCCACAUAUUAUAUCUCUCUUUCUCUCUCCCGCUUUGUGCUGUGUCAUGAAAUGGCAAAAAUUGGUGUGGUGGUGCUGCUACUCUUCUUGAGCCUCUAUGUGUUUCCUCAAUUGGGCUCUGCACAGCUCCAGCAAAACUACUAUGCUAACAUUUGCCCCAACGUCGAGACCAUCGUGAGGAAUGCCGUCACGAAGAAGAUUCAGGAGACCUUUGUGACCGUCGGAGCCACAAUUCGCCUCUUCUUCCACGAUUGCUUCGUUCAGGGAUGUGAUGCCUCGGUGAUAAUCGUGUCGACAGGGAACAACACGGCGGAGAAGGACAACCCAAUUAACCUCUCCCUCGCUGGAGACGGAUUCGACACCGUGAUUCGGGCUAAGGCGGCGGUGGAUGCAGUCCCCCAGUGCACGAAUAAGGUGUCGUGUGCCGAUAUCCUCGCGAUGGCCACUCGGGACGUCAUAGCUCUGGCGGGCGGGCCGUCAUAUGCGGUGGAAUUGGGGAGGUUGGAUGGGCUGAGCUCGACGGCGAGCAGUGUUAACGGGAGGUUGCCACCACCGAGUUUCAAUUUGGAUCAACUUACCUCUCUAUUCGCAGCAAACGGGCUCUCUCAAUCCGACAUGAUCGCUCUCUCAGCGGCUCACACGGUGGGCUUCGCUCACUGCAGCACCUUUGCGAACCGCCUAUACAACUUCAGCCCAGGAAGCCCAGUGGACCCAAGCUUCAACCAGGCCUACGCGGCCCAGCUACAGGCCGCAUGCCCUCCUAACGCAGACCCGAACCUAGCCGUCGCAAAUGACCCGGUCACUCCCCGGGUCUUCGACAACCAGUACUACAAGAACUUACAACAAGGAAUGGGCCUCUUCACCUCAGACCAAGUCCUCUUCACGGACUCGCGAUCGGCGCCCAUCGUCAACUCAUGGGCCCAGAGCCCGCAAGCAUUUCAGCAGGCCUUUGUUACCGCCAUCACGAAGAUGGGGCGGGUCGGAGUCAAAACCGGGUCUCAGGGAAACAUUCGCCGCAAUUGCGCCUUCUUCAAUUAAUUGAAAGGAAAAAAAACAAAACAAAACAAAACAGGGUUGUUUUAUUUUGUUCAAAUUACAAAAUUGUAUUCAUUCUUGAGGAAGCAUAAUGAGAAUGUGAUCAUUGAAGAAGAGACACCUAAUACCUAAUUGAAUAAAACUAGAUGCUAGUGUCAUGAAGUGGGGAUGCAUUCGUAAAAA
Messenger RNA from Ananas comosus (pineapple), 1420 nucleotides. Its product is annotated as peroxidase 51-like. Gene Ontology annotation, biological process: hydrogen peroxide catabolic process; response to oxidative stress. The transcript is spliced from 4 exons. Gene Ontology annotation, molecular function: heme binding; peroxidase activity. The record is from RefSeq and is a predicted model, not a curated record. Lineage: Eukaryota; Viridiplantae; Streptophyta; Magnoliopsida; Poales; Bromeliaceae. The coding region runs from base 254 to 1240 and encodes 328 amino acids.